This is a messenger RNA of Chironomus riparius, 474 nucleotides long. The record is from the annotation of a GenBank genome assembly. NCBI's taxonomy places the organism in Eukaryota, Metazoa, Arthropoda, Insecta, Diptera, Chironomidae.
ACAAUCAGUUCUCAUCCUUCCUCAAGUCUAAGACUCAAAGUCAAACUUAAAAACAAUUCAAAAAUGAAAUUCGCCGUAGCAUUCUUGUUGAUCGCAUGUGUUGUUGCAUGUGCACUUGCUCAAGAAAGUGGCAACAAGAACAAAAAUGGCGAGAAGGGCAGCAAGCAAGCUGGAAAGAAAGGUCAAAACGAAGGAUCCACUAAUGGUGAAGCUGGAAGUCAUGGUAAAAGUGAAGGAAAGGGUAAAAAUGGACAGCAAGGACAAAGUGGACAACAUGGAAAGGGAGCUGACAACAGUCAAAAAGGCAAACAUGGCAAAGGCAAGGGAGCUAGUGAAGAACCAGCAGAAGCUGAGUCUGCAUAAGUUUAGUAUGGAUUGGGUCGACUUUAGCUGGUCCACAAUAUUGUCUUUAUAUCUUGAGUUCUUGAGCUGAUCAGUAAAUAAAUAAAGUUUUAUAAUAUUUUUGCAUCUUAA